CUGACCUGGUAACGUCCACUACAUUCUCCCGGGGAGGAGGGGAAUUAUUAUAAACAAGCUGGUUGAAAAUUAUGAAUCCCUCACAACCGGCACUGUAUCUAAAAAUUAUGUUCUUGCAAGUAGAGUUUGUACCAAGACACGGCUGUGCAGUUGGACGAUGAAGAUGUAUAUCGCUAUGCGGCUAGCUGAUAGCAAGUUGCCUGGUUUGAAAUUCAGCUCUUUUGCUAGCUAGGUCACAGCCUCUAGAGAACAAAUAUUGUUGUGUUGAUGUCGGGAAACUUAUUGGGUGUAUGAUGAUAACGAUGUUAUGAUGCGUGUGUACAUUUAGCUUCACUGCUUUAUUGAGUUGACGCGUUUUUGUGGUGUUUUCCAUGUUGUCCGUAACCUUGUUUAUUUCACUCUUAUGUUAGCAAGUUAAAGGCUAAACCAGCUAGCAGUCCAAACAAUAGUGUUGUACGGUUGUACACUACAACACUCCUAGCCAGUUAGCAAAGUAGGGGAAUUGUGAUUCUUAAUAAGUGUUUAUCAUUAUACCUCUACGAAAAGGUUUGUAAGCUCCGCCGAUUACUGGCGUGAAGUAGGCUACAUGUUCACCAAACGAUUGUUAUGAUAGUUAUAGUGGUCAAAACUGUAAACGGAGUGUAACGCAAGCCAAGUUUCUCAACAAGUCUAUUUAUAGUUCAUAUUGAAUAUUUCAUUGUCCGAUUAUCUGUAAAGCCUUAAAUGAAAACAUAAAACGUUGGCUCUGUGAUUUUCGCAUAUCGCAAUCCAAUUUUAUUUUAUGCCGUGCAUAGACAGACAUGCUGAGUUAGGAGCCUCUCUUGUAGGCUACUGUCACUACUUCGCUGUCUAUACUCGGUCUUUGGAUUACAAUAGAUGUGCCAUAUUGUAGGCUUAGUUUGUGUCUUCUCUAAUAGCUAAUCUUGCUGAGGCACAUUUUUCUUGAAAAUCCAAUUGUUUAUGUACCAUUGUCUUAAUACCACAAUGCAGUUGGAAACUGCAUAGGUUAUUCCGGACUUAUUCAGAUGUGUUAGAGAUCAUAGCGUUAGUGGGUUAUUAAGUUCAUAUUAUUACCGUCUCAGCUCUUAAACCCCAGAACACUGAUGAGUGGACAAGACAAAAGCAUGAACACCAUGCUCGUCUGCCAGGAGAGCUAUGCCUGCGGCGGUUCAGAUGAGGCCGCUUACGAGUGUGACGAGUGUGGUAGUCUGCAGUGCGUGCGCUGUGAGCUGGAACUCCAUAGGCAGGAACGUAUGAGGAACCACGACCGAGUUAGAAUCUCGGCGGGCCAUGUGCCCUUUUGUGAUUCCUGCAAAGGAGAGAACGGAUCUCCAGUGAACGGCGGACGACUACGGGCGGUAGUCCGUUGUCAGGGCUGCAAAAUCAACCUGUGCCUGGAUUGUCAGAAGCGCACCCACAGCGGUAUGAAUAAACGGAAACACCCGCUCACACCUUAUCCCCCUGCCAAACAACCAGAGAAGAACCCCGCAGCAGGUGCUGAUGGAGAACUGGAAGCGCUUAAAGCCAAACUUGAGAAAGUCUCCAGUUUCCUUCUGGUGGAUGACAAAGAAGACAUGCAGGUUCAGGGUGAAGAUGACUUUGUUAGGAGGUUGGGCUGUGGACCAGAGGACCUCUUGAAAGUUGUGUCCAUCUUUGGCAACACCGGAGAGGGCAAGUCCCACACUCUCAAUCACACCUUCUUCCUGGGCCGGGAGGUCUUCAAGACAUCCCCCACCCAGGAGUCCUGCACGGUGGGGGUCUGGGUUGCUCUGGACCCCAUCCACAAGGUGGUGGUCGUGGACACGGAAGGCCUUCUGGGUGCCGGGGCCAAUCAGGGGCAGCGUACACGGCUUCUGCUGAAGGUUCUGGCCGUGUCGGACCUGGUCAUCUACCGCACGCAUGCCGACCGGCUCCACGACGACCUCUUCAAGUUCCUGGGCGACGCCUCAGACGCGUAUCUCAAGCACUUCACCAAGGAGCUGAAGGCCACCACGGCGCGUUGCGGACUGGACGUACCGCUGUCCACCCUGGGCCCCGCCGUCAUCAUCUUUCACGAGACUGUCCACACCAAGCUGCUCGGCUCAGACAAGCCGUCCGAGUCAGCCGAGAGGCUUCUGCAGGAACGUUUCCGGAAGCUGGGCCUGUUCCCUGAGGCGUUCAGCUCGGUCCAGUACCGGGGCACGCGCACCUACAACCCCCCCACCGACUUCAGCGGCCUGCUCCGCAGCCUGGAGCAGCAGCUGGACAACAACACUACCCGCUCACCUCGCUCCGCCAGUGUCAUUUACAAGGCUCUACAGGCCCUGAGUGAGCGCUUCAGCGGGGAGAUUCCCGAGGAGCACAUGGCGAGCAACUCCUUCUUCCCUGACGAGUACUUCACCUGCUCCAGUAUCUGUCUGAGUUGCGGGUCGGGCUGCAAGAACAGCAUGAACCACCUGAGGGAGGGCCUGCCGCACGAGGCCAAGCACCGCUGCCGCUACUCGCCUCACUGUGACAACCGCAUCUACACCUGCAAGGCAUGCUAUGAAAGGGGCAAAGAGGUCAUCGUUGUUCCCAAGACAACAGCAUCCUCUGACUCACCCUGGUUUGGUCUGGCUAUUUAUGCCUGGUCCGGGUACGUCAUUGAAUGCCCAAACUGCUCAGUGAUCUACCGAAGCAGACAGUACUGGUACGGAAACCAAGACCCCGUUGACACAGUGGUCCGUACCGAGAUCCAGCACAUCUGGCCAGGGUCCGACGGCUUUCUCAAAGACAACAACAACGCUGCCCAGCGACUCCUGGACGGCGUGAGCUUCAUAUCCCAGUCGUUCUCCGAGCUCAGCGUCAAGCCCACCAAAGCGGUCACUUCCUGGCUCACCGACCAGAUUGCCCCGGCGUACUGGACUCCCAACUCCCUCAUCACGAAAUGUCAUAAAUGUGGCGAGGCGUUCCAGGACAGCGACUCCAAGCACCAUUGCCGCGCCUGCGGAGAAGGCUUCUGCGAUGCCUGUUCGUCCAAGUCCCGGCCCGUGCCGGAGAGAGGCUGGGGACUCGCUCCAGUGCGGGUCUGUGACGCCUGUUUCCAGAACCGAGGCAUCCCAGAAGAUCUUUCUUUGGUCGUUCAAGCAGAGCUACUUGACGCAGCUUUGGAGGAGGAGGAAGGGGGGACAUUGAUCCCAAGGAAAGUGGGAGAAGUGGUGCAGAACACACUGGGAGCCGUGGUUACCGCCAUAGAUAUCCCCCUGGGCCUGAUGAAGGACGCCGCCCGGCGCUACUGGGUGCCCGACCAGGACAUCCGGUGCUGCCACCAGUGCCAGCGGGAGUUCAGCGCCCGCCUCUCCAUCCACCACUGCCGGGCGUGCGGGCAGGGCGUGUGCGACGAGUGCUCCCAGGACCGCCGGCCCGUUCCCUCCCGUGCUGGGACCACCCGGUGCGGGUCCUGCGUCGCCUGCAGCCAGAAGGAGGGAGCUCUAACUGGACAGGAUAGACAGACACCCCAGUGGAUGAAGGUGGGCUAG
Sardina pilchardus (European sardine) is the source of this 3497-nucleotide messenger RNA. RefSeq names its product zinc finger FYVE domain-containing protein 1-like. Gene Ontology annotation, biological process: lipid droplet formation. Gene Ontology annotation, molecular function: phosphatidylinositol-3,4,5-trisphosphate binding; zinc ion binding; phosphatidylinositol-3-phosphate binding. The record is from RefSeq and is a predicted model, not a curated record. Gene Ontology annotation, cellular component: lipid droplet. Lineage: Eukaryota; Metazoa; Chordata; Actinopteri; Clupeiformes; Clupeidae.